GCAUCAUGCCCAAACCGAGCGCCAACAUGAGUGGAGUGCAGUGCCUCGCCUCGGAGAACAUCUGGUUCGACAAACACCGCUACGAUGAGGCGGAGAGGCGUUUCUACGAAGGCGCCAACGGCCCGUCCUCGCCACAGCAACAGGUGAAAUCCGCCCUGCAGCAGGCCAAAGGGCGCCAGCAGAAACGGCAGCACAGAAACUCGUCCUCACAUGCUGGAGGAGACCAGGAGCUGGUUUCACGCAUGAAGAGCCUGGAGAUGGAGAACCACACUCUGCACAAAGUGGUGCAGGACAUGAGAGCCGCCCUGCAGAAGCUGGAGUCCAGGGUUGCGAUGCUGGAGAAGACUCCUGCAGCAGCUGCUCCAUGUGCUAAGGCUGCCCCCGUCCAGGCUGCUCCCGUCAGACAGGUGAAGGUGGAGAACGGUGACGAUGACGACGACGACGACAUGGACCUGUUCGGCAGUGACGACGAUGAUGAGGAGGCAGCACGCCUUAAGCAGGAGCGCCUGGACGCCUACGCCGCCAAGAAAGCCAAGAAACCUGCCCUGAUUGCCAAGUCCUCCAUCAUCCUGGACGUGAAGCCUUGGGACGACGAGACGGACAUGGCGAAGCUGGAGGAGUGCGUGCGCUCGGUGCAGAUGGACGGGCUGCUGUGGGGCGCCUCCAAGCUGGUACCGGUCGGCUACGGCAUCAAGAAGCUGCAGAUCAACUGCGUGGUCGAGGAUGACAAGGUCGGCACCGACAUCCUGGAGGAGGAGAUCACCCAGUUUGAGGACUUCGUCCAGAGUGUCGACGUCGCUGCCUUCAAUAAGAUCUGAGCUCCACCGGCACUUCCCCCGCUCCACCAAAGUGUUGCUGCUGCUCCCGGCUUGUACGGUUAAUAAAGCUAAGCUUUGAGCACCAA
Molecule: messenger RNA, 904 nt
Organism: Stegastes partitus (bicolor damselfish)
Lineage: Eukaryota; Metazoa; Chordata; Actinopteri; Pomacentridae
Product: elongation factor 1-delta-like
Exons: 8
Coding region: 6-818 (270 amino acids)
Biological process (GO): translational elongation
Cellular component (GO): cytosol; eukaryotic translation elongation factor 1 complex
Molecular function (GO): translation elongation factor activity; guanyl-nucleotide exchange factor activity
Source: RefSeq, a predicted model, not a curated record